This is a messenger RNA of Lycium ferocissimum, 946 nucleotides long. RefSeq names its product protein BUNDLE SHEATH DEFECTIVE 2, chloroplastic. The record is from RefSeq and is a predicted model, not a curated record. NCBI's taxonomy places the organism in Eukaryota, Viridiplantae, Streptophyta, Magnoliopsida, Solanales, Solanaceae. The transcript has 4 exons. The coding region runs from base 87 to 503 and encodes 138 amino acids.
AGUGUGAACAAAAGAUCAAAGACCUACCUAAAUCCUAUUUCUGCAAUUUUAUACCACUAGAACACAUUGAACAUAUACCAAAGAAUAUGGCAGUGAUAACAUUGACUUAUUUCCUUAACACCAUUCGCGGGGAAGCCCCAAAUUUAAAUAAUGGCCAGCCUUCAAACCCAAAGCUGACUCCUCUCCUUUCUGUUCCAAAGCCAUCUUGGGUCGUCAGAACUGAGUCUAAUGUUCGCAAAGCAAGAAGAAAGCAGCCAGAUCCUCCUUGUGUUGUCUGUAAAGGAAGUGGCAGAGUUGAGUGCUACCAUUGCCAUGGCAGAGGGAGGACUAACUUUGUGGACCUAGAUAUGCUUCCAAGAGGAGAAUGGCCAAAAUGGUGCAAGACUUGUGGUGGAAGUGGGCUUGGCUACUGUUCUCGUUGCCUUGGAACGGGUGAAUACCGGUAUAUAAUGGGAUUCUCUUUCAUGAGACGGGAAACUGAUGACCCUGAAGGUAGAUAUUAGUCAAGCUGACAUUGAAAUAGGGACAAGUAGUCCGUCAAUCUGCUUCUAAGAAGUUAGUUAUUGGAAUUCAAUCUAGAUAGGUGAUGAUCUGGCUUGUUUGGACCUUUUUGCUGCAGUUUGAACCAAACUGCGGAUUGAUGUUUCCUGGAAGAGCUUCAAACUGCGGAAUGAUGUUUCCAGGAUGAUCAAGGUUGAAGCUAUACCUAGUGCAGGCACUGGAGCUUAUUUAAUUGGAAUAACUAGAGUGCUACAAAAUGCAAUUAUUAAAAAGAGAUGAACAUAGUGAAAUGAUAUUUGUGUAGUUAACCUGCUGCUAGAGCUCCACCAUUAGGGUGAUAGCUUUGCUAUAUUCUUGUAAACAUUGUCUCAGGUGUAUCUGUCGACUUUUGGAACUGUGGCUGGAAAUAUUCCCUAUAUGUGGAAAAUCAAGUUACAAUAUACUA